Messenger RNA from Condylura cristata (star-nosed mole), 984 nucleotides. RefSeq names its product deleted in azoospermia-like (gene DAZL). Bases 1 to 984 code for a protein of 327 amino acids. Gene Ontology annotation, molecular function: mRNA 3'-UTR binding; protein binding. Lineage: Eukaryota; Metazoa; Chordata; Mammalia; Eulipotyphla; Talpidae. The transcript has 11 exons. The record is from RefSeq and is a predicted model, not a curated record.
AUGGCGUCAGGCCGCGUGGUCUCUUCCCCAGGGGCUCGCUGCCGUCUGGGGGGCCUGAAUUUCUUCAGGAAGGGGGUUCCCUUGCGAUGGGGAGGCGCGUCUGCUGUGAAUUCUGAGACCCCAAACUCGACUGUCUCCAGAGAGGCCAGCACUCAGUCCUCUUCUGCUGCGACCAGCCAGGGCUAUGUUUUACCAGAAGGCAAAAUCAUGCCAAAUACCGUUUUUGUUGGUGGAAUUGAUGUAAGGAUGGAUGAAACCGAAAUUAGAAGUUUCUUUGCUAGAUAUGGUUCAGUGAAAGAAGUGAAGAUAAUCACGGAUCGAACUGGUGUGUCUAAAGGCUAUGGAUUUGUUUCAUUUUAUAAUGACGUGGAUGUGCAGAAGAUAGUAGAAUCACAGAUAAAUUUCCAUGGUAAAAAGCUGAAACUGGGCCCUGCAAUCAGGAAACAAAAUUUAUGUGCUUAUCAUGUGCAGCCGCGUCCUCUGGUGUUUAAUCCUCCUCCUCCACCACAGUUUCAGAGUGUCUGGAAUAAUCCAAACACUGAAACUUACAUGCAGCCUCCAACUGUGGUGAAUCCUAUAACUCAAUAUGUCCAGGCAUAUCCUCCUUAUCCAAGCUCACCAGUUCAAGUUAUCACUGGAUAUCAACUGCCUAUUUAUAAUUAUCAGAUGCCACCACAGUGGCCUGCUGGGGAACCAAGAAGUUAUGUUAUACCUCCGGCUUAUACAGCUGUUAACUACCACUGUAAUGAAGUUGACCCAGGAGCUGAAGUUUUGCCAAAUGAAUGCUCAGUUCAUGAAGCUACUCCAUCCUCUGGAAAUGGCCCACAAAAGAAAUCUGUGGACCGAAGCAUUCAAACGGUGGUAUCUUGUCUGUUUAAUCCGGAAAACAGACUGAGGAACUCUCUUGUUAAUCAAGAUGACUACUUCAAGGAUAAAAGAGUGCAUCACUUUAGAAGAAGUCGGGCAGUGCUUAAAUCUGUUUGA